Messenger RNA from Alternaria infectoria, 654 nucleotides. RefSeq lists its product as uncharacterized. Lineage: Eukaryota; Fungi; Ascomycota; Dothideomycetes; Pleosporales; Pleosporaceae. The transcript has 3 exons. The record is from RefSeq and is a predicted model, not a curated record. Bases 1 to 654 code for a protein of 217 amino acids.
AUGACAGCGAAUACUCAACAAGACCCAUUCGGUCAACUCCCCGAGGAGCUCAGGCUGCAGAUCAUCAAACUCUCUCCGAACCCUUUUUCCCUACGGAACCUGGCCCACGCGUCGCCCGCUAUGGGCAGAGUGCUCGACAGAUAUCCGCUCGAAAUUUUGGAAGAGGUCCUGGAGGCUACCGUUCCCUUGCGGACGCGUCGCCUGAUGGACGCGGUUCUCAAAGCACGGUUUUCAGACUUCUUCGCAUCCAUGCCCGAGGCCCAAACUAUUGCUGAAGCUGACUGGGUUUUCGCCACCGAAAACAUACAUUCGUCUGGACGAGACGAAGCUGCCGCGGCACUAAGGCCCUCUACACUCAUCAAAUUGGGCCGGGGGCCUGGCCGUACACACCAAGAGGAAUUCGAAAACGCCGAGAGUCAAAAGGACUAUAUUCCACAGGAGACCGGACCGCCCUCGUGGGUGGAGGAGCAGCGCAUGAUGAAAACAUUCUGGCGACUGCAGUUCUUGCUGGAACUCCAGGGCGCCGGUCAUAAGGGCCGCCUGGAUGCCAUCUGGUCGAGUCAGGAAAUUGACGCGUUGUCCCAGAGCAGCGCGGAUGACUUUUACGAUAUAAUGGGGCAUGCGGAACCCCAGGAAAAGUCAUUGGGGUCUUAA